AUGCAUGCACAAGUGAACAGGAAGGAACCAGACGGUGUUAUGGAAUCUGCAGAAGAGUUAAUUAAUUUUAAUGUUGGUGGCUGAUAUUUCUCAAUUCCCAGAAGUCGUCAGUUUCCUGAAUCUCUGUUGUGGGAAGAAGCUUCUGUACAAGAUCAGUCUGAAAAUCUAAGAUUAUUCACUGACCAAGAUGAUUUUGUAUUUAGGCACCCUCAUUAUUACAUGCAGACUUCAAGGUUUUUUUUCAGCUGUGCUGAAUUGAAUCUAUUGUAUGAGCAAGCAUUAAUUUUGCAGCUGACACCUUUACUACAGAUUUUAGAUAAUUUGAAGGAGGAGAAAUAUAAUAUACGUGUCCAGCCUGCAGAUACACCAGUACCAGUAGCCGGCACAUCGUUUCUGAAUUACUGGCGAACACAAGGAUGUGCCAGCAAGCCAUCAGAGAGUCCCAACAGCCCUGCAUUCACAGGGUUACAUGAAAGAACUCCCCUAGGGCUAGUGGAUACAUCCUUACUAGAUACAGAACAUGGCCAUUAAUGGUUUUUGCCACUAGAUUUGGUGGCAUAUCUUGUCCUAGUUAAUGAUGUCAAUUUGCUGUGGCUGCUUGAGAAUGCAGCCCUGAUCAAGUGCAAGUGCAGUGAGUUGCGCUUCACACAUAAUUUUCUUCUCUCAGAGAAGAUGUUGUUGCCUGAUAACUUCUCUGACAUAGUCGCGACCUCCUCUUCUUGCAGGCAACUGCUCCACGGGGAUGGGGGACGGUGGGGGGCAGCAGAAGGGGAGUCCCCACUGCAGUCACCGCUCCAUGCCAUGGCACUGGGGCUGCUGGCCAACCACCCAGAGUCGGCUCCGGGACAGAGCUGCCUGCGCCUCUCCGCCAACGGCGUCCUCUUCCAGCACACCAGGAAUUGGCUGGGAACUGGCCGACUUCCUCUCACUGAAAAUAUUUCUGAAAUCGAAGAGCUCUGUGCUUAUUUCAACCAAAGGGACACCGCAUAUAAGCCAAUGAAAGAUGCUUUACAAAGCUGUCUGAAACAACAGAUGCCAGCAGAGCAUGCAGACUGGACAGCGGAAGUAUUCGUAUGCUCACUCUAUCAGACUGUAUAAAUUUAUGUAGGAAGUAACUGGUAUGAAACUUGUUUACAGACUUUAUUGAAGUGCCCAGAACUGCUGUCAAACGACAAGAAAGUUUGUUGGAUCACAUGUUGUCAAACUCUUCUGAUCUAUGGAGAUGGGCAAAUGUUUUGGCACAUUUUCAACUUCCUAAGACUUGGGAAAUUCAUUUUGCCAAAUGAAUUUAAAGAAUGGCCUCCCUUUGGUCAAGAAGCAGAGGAGUAACAGAUCCCUUCUCUGUUAGAGGCUCUUUAUCACUCUGAUGCAUACAGAAGAUUAAGUAUCAUGUCUUGGAAUGAAGAGCAUGAGUUCAGCAAAGACCCAGAAGAAGUGUACUCAUGUGCAGCUGUGGAUUCCACAAAAUGCUGUAUUAAUAUGUGGAGUAAUACAAAAGACCUGAAGGGAAAGCAAGAGACCAGUGGGGUGAAGUAUUCCGAAAUGAUUUUGCAGGUUAAAGGGAUAAAGCGGAGGAACCCACUUGGAGGAUACGACACAUGCUCGGACAGGCUGGUAAACUCCAGCUUUUACAAACAUUUGGGAAGCCCUUCGAGGAAGAGAGGAAUGAGAAGCAGUUUAACAGAGAAAGUAGAAAGUAAAGACUCUGCAAGUCACAUCCAGAAAUUAAUUUCCCUGGUAAAGGGAUGGGACACGGUGAGCUCCAAAAGGUGUGAUUUUCAGCACGUGAGAACAUCUGACAGCAGUAUCCCAGGGAGUGUAUCUCAGUGCAACACUCCUGAAAAGGACAGAGGUGUCAGAGCUCCUGUUGCCUCUGCUCCUGGAAAAAUAAGCUUUACAAUUCAAGGGAAUGAUCACAUUAUCCAAUGUGAAGUCGGGGCUGAAGGAGAGCGGCUGGAGAAGUACGUGUUCACACAGAGUUUGCCAGUUACUCCAAGGGCUGGAACGCAUCAAUGCAGCACCAUAAAAACUACUCCUGCAGUAGGAAACGAUGCAGAGAAUGUAAACAGGGAGCAACCAGAAGGUAGAUGA
Molecule: messenger RNA, 2091 nt
Organism: Athene cunicularia (burrowing owl)
Lineage: Eukaryota; Metazoa; Chordata; Aves; Strigiformes; Strigidae
Gene: KCTD19
Product: potassium channel tetramerization domain containing 19
Source: RefSeq, a predicted model, not a curated record